AUGGCCCCAACGCUCGACCACACGUCUUACCCAGACCUAAUGGACGCCAUCAUCGCGCACAGCGACUUUGGUGCACUCUUGGCCCUGCGCGCGGCGUCGCGCGCGUACCGGGACCGGGUCGACGCGCUCCUCCUUUCAGACGUCGGCCUCGCUCCGGCCAAGAAAGCACACUUCGACCCCUCCUGGCCAUCAGCAUGGCCUGCGCUCGUAAUAGAGUAUGACGGCCGUGUACUGCCGCUCCCCCCGAGCGCAGUAUACACCCUCACUAUCCCGCGCGGCACGGUGCCCGCCGACGCGGGCAACGACCUCCUCGACAAGUUUACUGCGCUGCGCGUCCUCCGCCUCACCGAGGCGCCGGACACGUUCUACCCCGUCGCCGAUACGGUCGUGUACGCUAUCCCCAUGCAAGCCCGGGGGACGAUGGACGCCGAGGCGCGCCGGGUCGUGCUCCACGUCGCGCUGGACGGCACCGACACGUCCCAUGUCGACGUGGACGCCGAGUGUUCAGUGCUGGACCUCGUGCUCUGGCGCAAGGGGCCCGACAUCCCGCUCUAUGCUGUGUGUUCGCUGGUGCUGGACAUGCUGUUUGUGCCAGGGCGCACGAACACGGUCGUCGGCGCCUCCGAGCUGUGGGUCGGAGUGGGUGACGACGACGCCGCGCGCCGCUUGCUUGACGCUGUGCGUGCGCAGGGACAACAGCAGGGCAUCGAUGGGCUGCUUGACGGCUUUGACGAUCGCCUCGACGCUGUCCGCUUCGUCUCGCAUUCCCAGUGGUUCGAGGAGCUCGGCGACGACCGCCAGGCGGUUGGGGACUGGGUGCUGGGCUUGCCGCUUUAA
Molecule: messenger RNA, 837 nt
Organism: Vanrija pseudolonga
Lineage: Eukaryota; Fungi; Basidiomycota; Tremellomycetes; Trichosporonales; Trichosporonaceae
Exons: 1
Coding region: 1-837 (278 amino acids)
Source: RefSeq, a predicted model, not a curated record